Messenger RNA from Ostrea edulis (European flat oyster), 2228 nucleotides. RefSeq lists its product as uncharacterized. The record is from RefSeq and is a predicted model, not a curated record. NCBI's taxonomy places the organism in Eukaryota, Metazoa, Mollusca, Bivalvia, Ostreida, Ostreidae. Bases 380 to 1342 code for a protein of 320 amino acids. The transcript has 5 exons.
CUUAUUGGAUAAGAAGGGGCUCGCUCACUAACGUUCGCUCCGCCCCUUCUUAUCCAUUAAGAUUUCACUUAAUAUACUCUAACUUAUACAUGUAACAACGAUGGGCAAGGUACCGCUCAACAAUCUCCUGACAAAGUUGACGAUCAGAAGUUUGAGAAGAACACAAGGAACUGACUGUUUAUUACAAAAGGACAUACAGUUAUCAAAGACGACACAAUAAGCACGGGGGUCUAUUUUCGGUUCCUAAUCGCAAAUACAACGCCAUUUGCGCACAGGGUGGCGAAUAAUUAUGUCCCAUGACUGUAGAUACCAGUGCCAGUGGUGGAUUUAGAUGGGGGCUUUCAUAUUUAAGACUAGUGCCCCGAGUUGAUAGAAGGUGAUGGCGAGUUCAUAUGCAUCAAUGCCAGAGACAACGAACGCAAACAGAGCAUGUCGAGUUGUUCUCGGUCCCUGUACGGAUGGUCUACGUGACAUAUUGCGUCACUACGUCCCACCACACACAUUCCCUAAUGUCAUCAAACAAAACAAACUCAAUCUUCCUCGUCUGACAGCUGUUCAGCGUGACCUAAUUUUACCUAAGAGUGGAGGUUAUACAGGGAGGUACGAGGAUAUGGACAUUUCAUUAUUGUAUAUCCUAUUGAGAAACAUAACCAGCAUAUCCCCUCACUCCAAGGGCUGGGGCAACGAUCCUGAUCCCUGUGACAUGAGUCGCUCGGCCAACAUCGAGAGGAUUCGAUUGGUCCGGAAUCGUUGUGUUCACUCAUGUGAUCCAUUCAUGUCCAACACAGACUUUAACUCCAUCUGGUCCACCAUUAGAUCGACAAUGGUGGAUCUGGAUGCCUUCCUGGUGAAUGGAAACAAAUAUGAAAAGUCAGUGGAUUUCCUACGUCACGAAUCGAUGGACCCUGAAAAUGACCUACAUUAUGAAGAAGAACUGAGGAAGCAGGAGCAGGAAGAUAAGACGACCAGGGAAAUGGUGAACAACCUUGAGAAUAAACUGGAGAAACUAAAAAUGUCACCCAUUCCCCAAAAUGUGAGAGAGCAAUAUGAUAUUGACAUCGAGAAAUGGAGAGAGGAAGACAAGGUUUACUAUGAAACCCACAGCUACCCAUCGGUGAUGGAGAAAGCGAGGAACCAACCUUGCGUAACGUUUGUUGGAGUUCCUGGGUCCGGUAAGUCUGCCACGGCUCACCACAUCGCCCUCAAGUUCGAGGAGGAAGGUUACGAGAUUGUUCCAACCAAAGACAUCAAGAAGAUAGAGGAAUAUGGUGAUCCAAAGAAUCCGCAGGUUUUUGUUAUUGAUGAUGUGGUGGGUGUCUUUGGCCUCAAAAAACUAAAUUAGAUGUGUUGACUGAUUAUGAACAGAAAAUAACACAGCCUUGCAUGGGCAAGUCUAGAACUUUGAUGACAUGUAGAGAGACUGUGUUUAAUGAGACACUACCUUACAGACCAUUCCUUACCAAAGAAGAGACUGUGAUUAAGUUACACAGUUCUGAUCAUGCAUUAGAUGAUAAUGACAAAAAACAGAUUCUCCAGAAGUAUGGUUUAAAUGUUGAUUUAAUGUCGCCUGCAUUGCUGACAUCAACAUCUCACAUGUUUCCUCUUCUCUGUAAAUUGUUUUCAAAGGAAACAAAAUUCCAAGCUCUUGGUUCAAAGUUUUUCCUGAAUCCAGUCCAAUGUAUCAUUGAUGAACUUGAUGAUAUGCAGGGACAUAACAAACUGAAUUAUGCAACACUUGUUCUGUGUAUGCUAAAUGAAAACAGUCUCUCAGAAAACGUUCUAGAGGAUAACAAAAAUGAACAUUUCAUUAACAUGAAAAAACAACUUUUGAAAAAUUGCAGAUUAGAACAGUACACUGAUACUUUCAAGUUUAUGGAUGCUUUGUCAGCAAUGGAGGGGACAUACACAAAACAAUGUGGUGCAAAAUACACAUUUAUACAUGACUCCAUGUUUGAAAUUUGUGCUUAUCAUUAUGGCAAACAGUUUACUGACCAAAUGUUUGAUUAUAUGAGUAGUAAUUAUAUUGCUAAUUAUGUCAAACCACAGACAAGUGAACCAGAUAUUGUUAACAAAUUGAAAGAGAAACAGAGUGAUUCUCAAUCUAUUGAGGGGCAUGAGAGUAGCAGUGAUAGUGAUGGAAAAGAGAAGGAGAGUGAUCAUAAAAACAGUGAGAGAGAGGAAUCUCAAUCUAUUGAGGGUGAUGAGAGUGGCAAUGAUGGUGAUGAAAA